This is a messenger RNA of Priapulus caudatus, 2061 nucleotides long. RefSeq names its product monocarboxylate transporter 12-B-like. The transcript has 4 exons. Gene Ontology annotation, biological process: monocarboxylic acid transport; transmembrane transport. The record is from RefSeq and is a predicted model, not a curated record. NCBI's taxonomy places the organism in Eukaryota, Metazoa, Priapulida, Priapulimorpha, Priapulimorphida, Priapulidae. Gene Ontology annotation, molecular function: monocarboxylic acid transmembrane transporter activity. Bases 176 to 1444 code for a protein of 422 amino acids.
CGUACGCACGCGCGCUGAGUGUAACAUUGAUACACCUUGAUACCUAGUCUGCUGGACAUUCGAUCCAUUCCAUCAUUGAAUGAACGUGAGAAGAGUUUUGUGUGUUAGCCGUGCAUGGACAAGAAAAAAGUAAACGUACGAGUAAACGUGCACUCGCUAAUCGUCUUCGCUAGAAAUGGAAUCAUCGACAGAGAGGACUGAACGACAAAGAACCGAUGUUGACCGUGGCUGGGCCUGGGUCGUGCUGGCCGGAUCCUUCCUGAUUAAGGUUAUAAUCAUGUACAAUGUAUCAUCGUUCUCCGUGUUUUACGCGUACAUUGCAAGUGAAUUUGGAUCAAGCAAUAGCAUCACGGCCGGCGUAGGAGCUGUUCUAUCUGGCCUGGGACUUGUGCUUGGUCCGUUUAGCGCGUGCCUUGCCGCGGUAUACGGCAUCAGGAAUAUUGUCAUCGUCGGAGGUUGUCUGACUACAUUAGGCCUGGGUCUCAGCUAUCGUAGCCCCACUUUACUCGUGUUCUUCCCUAGCUAUUCUCUGCUUGCAGGAAUGGGAAUGGGAUUGGCCUUCACACCGUCAGUGGCUAUAGCCGGCUAUUAUUUCGACAAACAGCGACCGUUAGCAACAGUUAUAGCAUCGUUCGGUGUACCUAUAGGCGGAAUUUUAGGUCCGAUCGUAACGCUUAAAUUAAUCGAGAUGUACACCUGGCAGGGUGCGUUGCUAGUCAUGGGUGGGCUGAAUCUGCAUAUUGUCUUUGCUGGCGCGCUGUUUCGGCCUCUUCCUGCAGUCAAACCGAAGUACGGAAUUCAGAAUAAGAAGGCAGCUAAUCUAACCCGGGAUCAAAUAAUGAAACUUGUGCCACACGGCGCAGGAAUUUUCUGCAAAUUCGCCGUGCAGAACAUAGUUGCCGCGUUCGUUGUGGAAUACGGAGUAGAGCUAGGCAUAGAGAUCUCGAUGGUUACGAAGUUAGUAGCUAUUAAAGAGGCCAGUAGUACAUUUAUGAGAAUUUCGUUAAUCAUACUCUCUCAAAUGCGCUGGUUUAAUAUUUUAAUUGCGUACAACGUCGGCCUCAUUAUAUUGGCAAUCAGUUGCUUGAGCCUUUUUCUUCUGGAUGCGCCAAUGUUUUUCCUGGUAUCGCUCGGCCUGUAUGGGUUUGGUCGCGGACUCACUUCUGCACUCUUAUCCGCUGUGAACGCAGAACUGUACGGCGUGGAAAACCUCCUGAUAGUUGAAGGAAUAAGCGCCUGCUGUGGCGGUUGUGCAAACCUUAUUGGACUCACAGCGAGUGGCGCCUUGGCAGAUCAUUUUGGGAGCACAAGACCAGCGUUCCUAUUUUCUGCGUUCCUGGGUUUGACAGGAGCUCUGCUUUUCGCUGGCGUUUUCGUGAUUCACCGCCGCAGCCGAAAGGACGGUGCGCGAAAUGGUUUGAGGGAAUACCAGUCUGCACCGUAGCAGACGACGACGACGAUGACGAUGGCAGGAGGUUAUUAGCUCUAUAGGAAAAUUGAAUUGCAGUGCGCACCAAUAUUACUCGCUAUUUUUAGCUGCGUGUAAUGAAGAACUAAAUGUUUGCAAGGAAAGGUAACAGAUUUUACAGAAAUCAAUAAAGAGUGACAAAACACAUACUAUACUAGUCUAAUCUACGAUAGAAUACAUAUUGCUGGUAAUUGGUUAUUGUUUCGCGUAAUUAAAUUCCUUCUUUUCGGAAUUACGCAUGAAAAUGACCCAAACAUUUCCAUUAUUAAAACUAUACCGAUUUUUAUCGAACACGCCCUAUCGAAUUAGUCUAAAGAGAAAAUUGCCAUCCUAUAUUGGACAAACUAUAUUGUAACUAAUUACCAUUUACCAACGUCGUAAGAAUAAAGUAAAGUAGAAUAUAAUUGUUAAUCAUGUUAUUAUACAUAAUUCUUGCAUAUUACAACGGAGUUUUCGUUGAUGUUUUGUAUUCUAUUAUGAUUCCUCGCCGUUUCUAAUUCUAAUUAGUGUAUUACACUGUACCAUCGUUAGCUGAAAACGUAAAAUUCGUAGAAAAUCGAGAUUUUUCCCUUCCUUCUGAUGAUAUUUUACAU